GCACCCACCCGCCUCUAUCACCGGGCAAAGUCUGGUUAUAAAAUCCCAGUUGUUAGUCCCAAAUCCAUGAGCUCUGGUUUUAAUCGCCUGUGGUUUCUAUUCUCGUUUUUAUCGCCCAAGCUAUAAGCAACUAUGGCCAGAAAAUUCUUUGUCGGCGGCAACUGGAAAUGCAAUGGAACAACUGAGGAGGUGAAGAAGAUUGUCACCAUUUUGAACGAAGCCGAGGUCCCUUCUGAGGAUGUUGUGGAGGUUGUUGUGAGCCCUCCCUUUGUAUUUCUUUCACUGGUAAAAGGUUUACUGAGACCCGACUUCCAGGUUGCAGCACAAAACUGUUGGGUACGUAAAGGUGGUGCUUUUACCGGAGAGAUUAGUGCUGAGAUGAUAGUGAAUUUGUCUGUUCCAUGGGUCAUUCUCGGCCAUUCUGAACGAAGAUCGCUUUUAAAUGAGUCAAAUGAGUUUGUUGGGGAUAAAGUUGCGUAUGCACUUUCUAAAGGUUUAAAAGUGAUUGCUUGUAUUGGUGAGACCCUUGAGCAGAGAGAAUCUGGAUCUACAUUGGCUGUUGUUGCUGCACAAACAAAAGCAAUCGCAGACAAAGUAACCAAUUGGGCUAAUGUUGUGUUGGCCUAUGAGCCAGUUUGGGCCAUUGGUACGGGAAAGGUUGCAACACCUGCUCAGGCUCAAGAGGUCCAUUUGGAAUUGAGGAAAUGGCUUCACGACAAUGUUAGUGCUGAAGUUGCAGCAUCGACAAGAAUUAUCUAUGGAGGUUCUGUAAAUGGAGCAAACUGCAAAGAGUUGGCUGCAAAACCAGAUGUUGAUGGAUUUUUGGUUGGUGGAGCAUCUCUGAAGCCGGAAUUCAUUGACAUAAUCAAGUCUGCCACUGUCAAAAAGGAUGAUUGAGGUCUACAGCAAUCUGUCCGGUUGAAUGCCUUUUUCUGUAACUCUGUGCAAACAUUGUUAGCUGUUUUUCUGUCUCCGGAAUAUUUAUUAGCCCUUGCCUGCCCAAGUAAUAAUCCAAUCCUCUGUUAUGGGAUUUUAUACUCUUAAAUGGUUUGACCUAUGUAGUUUUGAGGCUGUUUUGUUUCGUGUGGUUGUUGCUUAUAUAGAUUUUGUUUUGCAAUUGGAUGAAGCUUUAAAUUUA
Molecule: messenger RNA, 1138 nt
Organism: Hevea brasiliensis (rubber tree)
Lineage: Eukaryota; Viridiplantae; Streptophyta; Magnoliopsida; Malpighiales; Euphorbiaceae
Product: triosephosphate isomerase, cytosolic
Exons: 9
Coding region: 133-897 (254 amino acids)
Biological process (GO): gluconeogenesis; glycerol catabolic process; glyceraldehyde-3-phosphate biosynthetic process
Cellular component (GO): cytosol
Molecular function (GO): triose-phosphate isomerase activity
Source: RefSeq, a predicted model, not a curated record